Aspergillus terreus NIH2624 is the source of this 999-nucleotide messenger RNA. RefSeq lists its product as uncharacterized. Bases 1 to 999 code for a protein of 332 amino acids. The record is from RefSeq and is a predicted model, not a curated record. The transcript is spliced from 2 exons. Lineage: Eukaryota; Fungi; Ascomycota; Eurotiomycetes; Eurotiales; Aspergillaceae.
AUGGCGCGCAAAGAUACUAUCAUCCCUGCUCACGACCCUCCAGAGGGGCUGAUUGGGGGCUACCGGGGUGGUAGCCUCCCCAUCAAAAUCCUCAUUGUCGUCUUCAGCUCAAUUGCCCUGUACAAUGCCAUCGAACUUGUGAUUCUCAUCUUCCUCACUUUUCACCGGUAUUCCGGUCUCUAUUUCUGGACCAUGCUGCUUUCUGCCGUCCUCGGAGUGAUCCCUCAUGCAAUCGGCUUUCUCAUGGAGUUCUUCGCCGAGGGUCCCAUCUGGCUCGCCAUCACCCUGUCCACCAUUGGCUUCUAUUUUAUGGUCCCCGGCCAGUCCUUUGUGCUCUGGUCACGACUCCAUCUGCUCGUCCAAAGCCCCAAGGUUCUCCGCCGCGUCCUGUACCUGAUCAUCUUCGAUUCGGUCGUCCUCCUCAUCCCGACCACUGUCCUCACCUUUGCGACCGUCUACGUCCGGACCGAGCCCAUCAUCCGUGGAUACAACGUGAUGGAACGGUUACAGCUGGCCUGGUUCUGUGCGCAGGAGAUGAUGAUCUCCGGCAUCUACAUCUGGGAGACGGCUCGGUUUCUGCACUUGCGACCGGACAAGGACCCCGCGCGCCACAAGACCCUGUACGAGCUCCUCUUGAUCAACGUCAUUAUCAUCCUGAUGGAUGUGGCGCUCCUCACCUUGCAGUACACCGGGUUGUAUGCGCUGCAAACGACGCUCAAAGCCACGGUGUACAGCAUCAAGCUGAAGCUCGAAUUCGCCGUGUUGCGCAAGCUGGUCUCGCUCGUCAAUACCCAACAGGAGUCGAGCUCCAGCGACCACGAGGAGUACCCCAAUUUUGUGGACCCCGACCAGAUCGUCGGCGAUGUCACGCACGCCGCUCCUAUGGGAGAGCGAACUCGCCACGUGCGGCCUUGGAGUGGUAUCUCCUUGGACAGCCUCCCCACUUCAGACCGACGGUCGCGUCGGUCGGCAGAGACGGUUAGAUCGCGACCCCCAUGA